Pyrgilauda ruficollis (rufous-necked snowfinch) is the source of this 6448-nucleotide messenger RNA. RefSeq names its product G2/M-phase specific E3 ubiquitin protein ligase (gene G2E3). Bases 408 to 2654 code for a protein of 748 amino acids. Gene Ontology annotation, molecular function: ubiquitin-protein transferase activity. The transcript has 16 exons. The record is from RefSeq and is a predicted model, not a curated record. NCBI's taxonomy places the organism in Eukaryota, Metazoa, Chordata, Aves, Passeriformes, Passeridae. Gene Ontology annotation, cellular component: nucleus.
AACCACUCUGGUUCUCAGUGGCAUAGGACACUUGCCUUGUGCCUGAGACUUCUGCCUUCCUUUAUUUUUCUUUUUCAAUAUGCCUCCUUCCCUAGAUCUCCAGUAAAAUUGCUACAGUGCUUUAUUUGCAAUAGUUUGAAUUAGCCUAAAGUUUGUUCUUGAAGCUGAUAUCUGGUAGUCAUCAAAACUGUAAAUACCGGGAUAGCUGGCAGUCUGUCAGGCUUCUGGUUUGACCCUUGGAUUUGUUACUGGCUGCUUCCCUGUUCACUUCAGCCUGCAAGAGGGAAUUGUCUGCCUACCUGAGUUCCAGCCUGGAGAUGCAGGCCAUCACUCCUGAUUCUUGGCUUGCAGAACUUAGGUAGUGCUUUCUUCAGCUUCCUAAGGGAAGCCAGCCAGAAGAACUCAGGAUGAGUAAAAAUACUAAUUUUGAUGUUCAAAGCACAAAAAUCUGUGUUCUCUGUGGACGGACAGAUGACUGCCCUGAAAAGUAUGGAGAAAAAAGGACCUAUGUGGAAUACAAUCUCACUGUUCAUUAUUACUGUUUGUUGAUGUCAAGUGGCAUUUGGCAGAGGGGUGAAGAAGAUGAAGGUGUAGAUGGAUUUUUAAUCACAGAUAUUAGAAAAGAAAUAAAAAGAGCUGCAAAACUGACAUGUAAUAUCUGUAAGAAAAAGGGAGCUUCAAUUGGAUGUGUAGCUCCUAAAUGCAAACGAAGUUACCAUUUUCCUUGUGGAUUACAAAGGGAAUGCAUUUUCCAGUUUAUGGAAGACUUCAGAUCUUACUGUUGGGAACAUAGACCAGUCCAAGAGUUUAUGGAAAAAGAACCUAGAGGAGCCUCACAGUGCACAAUAUGCCUGGAUUUGGUUGAACAUCUUCCAGUGUACACUGUAUUGAAAAGUCCUUGCUGUAAAAAUGCUUGGUUUCAUCGAGAAUGCCUGCAGUAUCAAGCUUUGAGUGCUGGGAUAUUUUUCUUUAGGUGCACAGUAUGUAAUAACCAGGACAGAUUUCAAAAAGAAAUGUUGAGAAUGGGCAUACACAUUCCAGAAAGGGAUGCAUCUUGGGAACUUGAAGAAAAUGCAUAUCAAGACUUACUGCAUUGUUAUCAACACUGUGAUGUUAAAAGAUGUCUCUGCAAGAAAGGAAGAGACUAUAAUGAACCUGAUAGUAAAUGGGAAAUUAAACGUUGCCAGUACUGCGGUUCUCGUGGGACUCAUUUGGCCUGUUCAUCUAUGAAGUCAUGGGAGCAAAAUUGGGAGUGCAUGGAAUGCAGAAGUAUCUUUGCAAAAUCAGGGAAGUAUAGCAAACAGAAAAAGCGUGCUUUGGCUACCUCUGAAAAGACAAAUGGAACACCCUGUUUGCUGGAAGGGCCACCUCCGAAGUCCCCUCGGCAGUCAUCUGGAUCUCCAUGCAGUUUUCUACUCCAAUCACCAAAGAUAAUGUGCCAGAACUUGUCACCUUGCUCACACCUAGAACAGCCAGCAUCCAACAGAGUGACAGUGUCCCCAUCUCCAGUGAUGUCAAACAGGAACUUGUCCCUGAGGCACAAGUAUUUAAGACAGCAAAGAAGGGAAGUUUGUAAUAUACUGAAGGAGUUAAAGAUACAAGUUAAAACAAAAACAACAAGACUUAACAUCAAUGCAGAAAAUAUUUGGAGUAGUGCUUUAAAAGGAUUUAGACAGCGCAUCUUCAAUCCUACAAACACUAUUGAAGUAAAUUUCUCAAACUGCAAAAAUAGAUCGAAGACAAAUACUUCUGCUGCAUCAAAACACCAUUUCUUCCAAGCAUUAAUGCUUCACCUUCAGAAUUCAUCAUUGUUUGAGGGCUCUUCUGGAAAGAACUUGUCUCUUGAUUUUCAAGCUGUAAAAGAAAAUCUUUAUUUUGAAGCUGGUAAAAUGAUUGCAGUUUCUCUGGUUCAUGGUGGUCCACCUCCUGGUUUCUUUUCCAAAACACUGUUCAAUUGUCUUGUCUAUGGUCCAGAGAAUGUGAAGCCAGCUUUGGAAGAUGUUGCUGAUGUUGAUGUAGCACAAACAAUAAAAACGAUAAAAUAUGCAAAUAGUCUGUCCAGCCUACAGUCUACACUACAGGACUGCUGUGCAUUCCUCACUGCUGCUGGCUGUUUAAGACCUGUAACAGCUUUGUGUGAUAAGAACAUGCUGGUGAAUGACAUACUGAUCUAUCAUGUAAUCAAGAGAAUUACUUUACCCCUAGAAAGUUUUAGGCAGGGUUUGAAAACACUUGGCAUUCUGGAGAAAAUGCAAAUGCACCCAGAUUUGUUCUCUAGCAUAUUGUGCUACAAACCCGAAAGACUCUCAGCGGAAACUGUUUACGGCCUCUUUACAAUCCAUUCCUCAUCAGAUGUAAAUAAAAUUGAAGGUGCUCAUUUUUGGAUGGGCUAUUUGCAAGAUGUGGAAAGUGGUGACUCUGUAGUAACGUUGGAGGAUAUUCUGCUCUUUGUAACAGGCUCCUCUUAUAUACCAUCUGUUGGUUUUGAUCCUGAACCUACUAUUAAAUUUUUGCAUAUAAGGUAUCCCAUUGGAAACAGACUUCUUAAUUGCUUAGAGCUUCCUAGAACAAAGACAUAUCAGCAGUUCAAAAAUAAAAUGGAACUCACCAUCAGAAACACACUAAGAGUUGAAAGGGAGUAUUUUUGCUAUUAAACUGAACAUUGGAAACUUGAGUUUUCUGCAGGAACAUCUGCUUUCAGUUUGCUACUGUAUUUUUGGACAACAUCCUUUUAGUAUUUUCUGACCUUUCCUUCAAAUUAUGCUAAAAGUUGUAAUGUUAUUAGAGGAAAAACUAUUUUCAAAAUUAAAAAAAAACUUUAUCUCCUGAAUAAUUUUCCUUUUAAAGUUGACUUUAAGAAUCCUACAUCUCUUGCAGAAGUAAUUUAAAUGUCAGCUUUUCCUGUAGACAGGUAUGAAAUGUUACCACACUCUGUAACAGGUAAGUAUGUGGAUUGUAUCAAAUACUUAGGUAACUUAUUUAUCAAAAACAAACCAAGUACAUUUUGAAGAUAAUUUCAGUAGAGCAUUGUCUUGCAUAAAACUCUGAUGCAGUUCUUCAGUUCGAUGUAUAUUUUUUCAGUAAUUGUUUUGUAUUGAUUCAUUUAUGUUCUGAUGGUUCAUAAAAACCCAGGAAAAUUAAAAUACUUGUAGUUUUAUGGUCAUUGUGGCUACUGCAUUGAAGGUUUGGAGAAAACAGGUAAAAUAAUACAGCGUAAGAACAAAAUUCGGUUGAACUUGUGUCUCUGUUUUUAAACAAAAUCUUUGACAUUUAAACAUUUCUGCAUUCUACUGUCAUACAUUAAUUUUUAAUUAUUCAUAGAGCCAAAAUAGUAAAAAACAGAAGGAAAUCUUUGAACCUGCAACAAUACCUGGUCUUUCAAAGUGAAAUAUAGCAGUUAGACUUAAUGUUGUUAAGUAUGAAAUAACAAAAGUUUGUUGCUCAUUAGAACAUGUAAACUUGUCCUCCAUUAAAGUAUUUUCAUUCGACCAUGCACUAAAACCCUUUGUUAAACUAAAGGCAGUCUACCAUCAAGCUUGUCUGGGCCUGACACUUUUCCACCUUAUAUUCUAAAUUCUUCCAGUUCAGUCAUAGACACAUUCUGAGCACUGUAUAAAAUAUAUUUCAGUGCUGCAGUAGUUUGUGCAAAUGGCUGGGCCAUUAAGCUGUAAAAUUUAAGUAGUGAAAUUCCUAUACAGCAACACUUUAAUGUUACUAAUGCUAAAACUAUGACAUUAAAAGGGCAUUUAAAUACAUUCUUUUUAAAUGUAUGCUGCCCUCUGUUUUGAAAUUCUAUUACUUCCCUCUGUUAGUUGUGACUGCCUGUGCUAUAUGUUCUUAACAUAAGCUGUGCUAUAGAUGUAAUAUAGAUACAUAUGUAUCUGUAUGUGUCUAUAUGUAUGCACAUUCUUCAAAAUAUUGGAAAGUAAUUAUAUACUCUUUUAUUAAUAUAGCUUGGUUUGAAUUGAAAAUAUAAGCAGAAUUGCUUUGCAUUUAAAUUCUUUGGCAAGGAAGUACAUCCACAGUAAUUAUAAAUGGAUAGGUGCUUCUGAAAAAAUAAUAGAAAUUCUAAGGAAAUUAUUGCAAGUCUUAGAUCAGACAUUUCUCAUUAUUAAUGCCUAAAACAGUCCAAUCUCAUCAGUCUUGUCAUUAUAAAUUUAAGAAUAUUAGAAAUUAAGACAGGAUUAGCAGUGGUUUUUGCUUGUUGGCCAAAAGCACAUUCAAGUCUCCUGUAAAAGAAACAUAUUUCCUGGAGAAUGUAAUUUGACUUGUUUAUAUACUAAGCAUUUUCUCAGUGUCUUCUCCAAUAAUAUUCUGUGUUUCUGAUCUUUGCAUAAUUUUUGACUCUUAUUUUGUCAAUAAAUUCUUUGUAUUCUUAGCCUUCUCAGUGGUCUGUUACCAUUAUAGGGAGAGUGGUUUGGCACAAAUUUGUUUACAUAAUAAGGAUUCAUGUAUGUAUUUUUCAAAAAUAAUGACUUUCCUGCAAAUAUCAUAUUAUACUUUAAAAAUGAGUGCAGUAUUUGUUUUUCUUGCCUAGCUAACGAUAAAUGCCUUCUGUAAUGUUAUUCUUCCAUAUGAGAAGUACAGAUUUUACAAAAGUAGCAAGCAGAGUGUGAGUAAUUUUAAAGGACAAGGACUUUGGGUACCUGCAGUGGCAAGAGAAAUUGUUCAGAACCUGAAACUAAAUAAACAGCAUUUUAAAACCUUCAAUGGAGAAAGAAAUAAUAAAACAAUGUGAACAUAAGGCUUCAAAACAUAUCUCAGACUACAAAAAUAGCAUUCAUAUCUUUUACUGCUUAUUACUUUUGAACUCAGUAUUUGAAAGGUUUUUAUAUAAAGGCAGAACUAACCUAUAUGCCAGCUGUAAAAAAUGUCAACUUUAAAACGAUCUGCUGUACAAUGCUAUAUCCAAACACUGAAUUUUAAAAUCAGUAAAAACAUAGUGUGUAGUAUUGCUUGAAAGGUUUUUCUUGCACAGAUUUUGUUCCCAAUUUCUAAUACUGACGUGUACCCGUUCAGGACAAGUCGUCUUUCUCUUUUCUGUUGAUUUGAUCAGCUCUAUCUAGGGGCUCCAAUAUAAUACUUCAUAUAUUCAAGUUAUAUUCCUGAAUGCUGCUGUGGAAAGGAAUCUCCUCAUUUUCAGCAUUUACUUAUAUAGACCAGUCAUAAAUUUAUUUGAACUGUUCAUUAGAAUUCCAUUGAAUAAGCUAACUUCCAAACACAGAAUUGUCUCCCUUGUCUUGACAUUGUAAGAACAAUUUAUAUAGCUAUAAGGACCCCAGGUUUUUAUUGUUGUAACAGAUCACUGAAGUGCAAUAUUAUGGGGUAGUUUUCAUUUAAAUAAACAUAGCCUGAGGCACACCUUGAAAUUAGGGAGACUGCUUACUUUCAGUAUUUCUGUAACACAGAGAGAAUAAUUGUGUAUGCAUCAGUUGUGUAUUAAAUAUAUUCUUAUAGAAGCUGCAUCUUUUAUAAGAUUGUCAGCACCGUGAAAGAACUAUUGCAUCCUUUUUGUGUUUGGCCAAAGAACUUCACCCCACAGUUUCUGCAUCAAACUUUCAGUUUCUAUCUGGAAUUAGCACCUCAAAUAAGCUAUUUGUUUUCUAGAGUGAUAGUUUUCUACUAAACGGUAACAUAUUAGUAUUAGUGGGUUUUUUUUAUGGUCUCCUUAACAAUGUAGAUAUAAUAAAAAAAACCAGUCAAGUAUUUUAGCUCUAUGUUUGAAAGGAAUAAGAAAUUUGUGCUUUUUUACCCAUUCAGAGGAUGCUUACCAGAAAAAGCUGUUAGCUUUUUUAACUGAAUGAAAGGUGAAAUACAGUCCAAAGGAGAAAAAAUUUGUUCAUACUAAAAGUCUAAACCAUUGUGUGCUGCACCUUUGAUUACUUUAAGAUGUUAUGUCCUGGAAUCUGAAAACAUGAGGAUUUUUUGAAUAUUAGUUAUUAAUUCACACUCACAUUCUGCAUAUGCAUUUUGAAAAUGGUAUCUAAAAAUUAAUUUAAAUAGAAAGAAUUGAAACAUAGAAGCCUCCAAAAUAGGCCUUUCAAGUAUAUUUUGAAUCUGUUUUAUAUGGUAAAACAUGUUUAAAGCUCAAACUUUUCUGUUUCUUACCUAAGGGAAUGUCUAAUAGGAAAAAAAAAUGCGAAAACUUUUGAAGUGUCAAAUCAUAUAUAUACACAAAAUCGUUUUCAAAAUGUUAAUGUUUUUGCACUCUAAUCCUCUGAUUUUUGUAUUACAUAAACAACAUUAUUUUUAAAUUUAUGGUAUUUAGAAUGUUAUGCAAUACAAUGUAAUUUUGUAAAUUUUUCUAGCUCUAACUUGAAUUCUGCAGGAUCAGUGCCUAAACUGUUGCAUCUUGAAGCAAUGUUUUGUAGCAUCAGUGUUGAAAUAAUCAGUAAUUGUGGGAAAUACCGUGUAUAUGUCCAAAGUGCAAUAAAAGGUUAAAUAUGUA